AGCAUGUGCUGUAAAGGUUUGGUUGGACGCACAGAAAGUCAACAUUUUUGAAAGUCAAACUAAUCCUUCUCUGAGUCUGAGAGAGAGAGAGAAACUCUUUUUUUGUUCUUUCAAUUUUUGUGUUGUUUUGGUCAAUUUACUCUCUAUCAGUCGCCAAACAAAAACAUUCAAUUCCCAAAACCAAACAGAGAAGAACAAAACCAAAACAAACAAAAAAAGAUCAAUUCUUCCUUGGAAGAAGAAGAAGAAAAUUCCCAAUUUUUAUCUUUAAUGGAUCCGUCGGAGUAUUUAGGCGGCGAUCAACAGAACCAGAAACGGCAGCUUCAGAUCUGUGGUCCUCGUCCUUCACCUCUCAGCGUCCACAAAGACUCUCGCAAAAUCAUCAAGAAACCUCCUAAACACCCUGCGCCGCCGCAGAACCGUGACCACCCUCCUCCUUAUGUUCCUAGAGAGCCCGUUGUUAUCUACGCCGUCUCCCCCAAAGUCGUACACGCCACCGCGUCGGAAUUCAUGAACGUCGUCCAGCGUCUCACCGGGAUCUCCUCUGAAGUUUUCCUCGAAUCCGGCGGUGGUGGAAACGUUUCUCCGGCGGCGAGGCUAGCUUCCACGGAGAAUGCUAGCCCGAGAGGAGGUAAAGACCCGGUGGUUGCGAGAGAUGAUGAAAUCCCGACGGCCAUGGAUGAAGCUGCUGAAUUUGGUGGUUAUGCUCCGGGGAUACUCUCCCCGUCUCCGGCGAUGCUGCCAACAGCUUCUGCCGGGAUUUUCUCUCCGAUUAUUCAUCAAGGUGGGAUGUUCUCGCCGGCUAUACCGCCGGGCUUAUUCUCGCCGGCGGGAUUUAUGAGCCCGUUUCUGUUUAGUCCUGGUUAUAAUAUUGCUUCUCCAACAUUUGCUGAUGUCUUUAGUAGUCAUUUUUGGGAUCUUUAGAAACCAUAAUAUUCUGAUUUUUGUGUUUUGAUCUGUAAUUUUUUUUUCUUGUAUUGUAUGUUGACAUAUCCCAAUGUUGUAACCCAAAGGGUUUAAAAAUGAGCUUCAUGUAAAAAAAAAGAAAUUAAACUUAA
Messenger RNA from Capsella rubella, 1058 nucleotides. Its product is annotated as protein MKS1. Gene Ontology annotation, cellular component: nucleus. The transcript has a single exon. The record is from RefSeq and is a predicted model, not a curated record. Lineage: Eukaryota; Viridiplantae; Streptophyta; Magnoliopsida; Brassicales; Brassicaceae. The coding region runs from base 271 to 924 and encodes 217 amino acids.